AACUACAAGUCGGAAGGUCAAGUGAGAUUUCACCAAAAACGUCGAACAGAUUUCAUGGAUAUAAGAACUGUUUCAAAUAAGAACGGCCUGCCGCCAACGAACAUAAAAAUAUUCAUAUGGCGUUAUAAUAUUUGCAAGCAC
Molecule: messenger RNA, 141 nt
Organism: Acaulospora morrowiae
Lineage: Eukaryota; Fungi; Glomeromycota; Glomeromycetes; Diversisporales; Acaulosporaceae
Source: the annotation of a GenBank genome assembly